Phaedon cochleariae (mustard beetle) is the source of this 760-nucleotide messenger RNA. The record is from the annotation of a GenBank genome assembly. Lineage: Eukaryota; Metazoa; Arthropoda; Insecta; Coleoptera; Chrysomelidae.
UCUGUGGACUGUGAAUAUUUUGUUUGGUGUUUACUGUUUACCUACAUUUUUUAAAAUUGAAUAUUAUUUAUAUUUAAAAUGUGGUUUUAAUGAUAUGAUAAUAACACUGAAAUGAUAAUAAUUUAUGUAUGCUAAAUAAAGUAGAGAAACCAAUAAUAAUUCACAAAAUUUUCCGGUUAAAAUGACCACUUUGAGGCCUUUCACAUGUGAUGAUAUGUAUAAAUUCAAUAAUGUAAAUCUAGACCCUCUCACAGAAACCUAUGGAUUAUCAUUCUACAUGCAGUAUUUAGCUCACUGGCCAGAAUAUUUUCAAGUAGCAGAAUCACCCAGUGGUGAAAUCAUGGGAUACAUUAUGGGUAAAGCCGAGGGCAUUGGAGACAAUUGGCAUGGUCAUGUCACAGCACUGACAGUUUCUCCAUACUUCCGUAGACUGGGAUUGGCAGCUUCUCUUAUGAAUUUCUUGGAAGAAGUGUCAGAAAAGAAAAGAACAUACUUUGUGGAUUUGUUUGUGCGCGUGAGCAACAAAGUAGCAAUCAAUAUGUAUAAGAAUUUGGGAUACAUAGUUUACCGAACUGUUUUGGAAUACUAUUCAGGAGAUCCAGACGAAGAUGCAUAUGAUAUGCGAAAAGCGUGUUCCCGAGAUACUGACAAGAAAUCUGUUGUCCCACUAACUCAUCCUGUUAGACCUGAGGAAGUUGAUUAAUAUAUAAUGUAGCAUUUCAAUAAACAAUUAAUAUAAAUGAGUGAUGCAUUCCUGCUA